AUGGAUCUUAUACGUGAAGACAAUCACCAAAACAAUGAAGUAAUCAAUCAGACAAUGGAUGGACACAAGAGGUUGCGGACAAUGAGGAGGAUUGGGGUCCGCAUAUUGAGGAUUGCAAUCAUUUGUAUUUGUUCAUGUAUUAUGACGGUGAUACAAGAAUCGGCCAAAAAAUGUAAAAAGUUUGAAGAGCUCGCCGGAGACGGCUCGUGCUUUUUGUCCUGGGCUAAGACCAAGUGUCCUACUGAAAAAUCAGUAAUAUCGCAGGCAGAUGUGGACACGUAUAAGGCUUGUGUCAAAAAACACGCCGAGCCCUGCAUUCAAGGAAACACGGUGCUUAAAACUAUGUACGUGGAUUUGUUGGGCAAGUUUGAUUUAACCAAGAUGUGUGAUCCUGCGCAUCAAAAAAAGGCUGAGAGCUAUGUCGUGGAAGUGUUGGAGAAAAACCCCCACUUUCUGGAGAAAGAGCACGAGAAAGAGUGCUCAGUGCUCAGGGAAGCUAUGGAAGAGACCAAGGUGCUGGUGUUUAUGACGCUCGCAGUGGCCGUAAUCGGGCUCAUCGACUGCAAGUGCGAUAUGUUAAAGGAGUUUAAGCCUGAAUUUGACGAGAUUCAGGCCUGGGCUAAGAAACGGUGCGCAAACAAUGCCAAUUUGAGCCAGGCCGAUUUGGAUAAGGCGAAGGGUUGUCACACAAAACAUAUUAACCCACAUCUGACCAGUGCUGACGGAAAAGUGGUCCACAAAUUUCUGGAGCAAAGAGUGUUUAUUAAGGAAACACUAGACGUUUGCACUAAUAAAGGCACUCAGGAUAGGCUUAAGAACCAGGGUAUGAGCGAAGUGGGCGUUUCCCGGGGUAUGAAACUGAAGAAGGAGGUGGAGGCCAACUGUCCUAAAUUCAAAGGAGGUUUCCAGGGCUAUAAUGUGUGCAAAUCUAUUACCGACGAUUUUACAAAAAUGACCAAGCGUACUGUAUUGGCAAGCAACAUGUUCAAUCACUCAAAGGAUCAGUUGUUUAUGGAAAGUAAUUUACAGCCAUUUUCUGACACUUUACCGAUAAGUUGCGAGGAGACCACUACAGAGGCGGGAGGGGUGGAAGUGCCCGAAUGCAAGUACCACAAAGUGGACGGAGUGGCCGUCUGUCCAAACGUGACCAAAGGGGGAGCCAUACCGAAGCUCAUGCAAUGCGCCAACAAAAUGAAACACGACUUUAUGGGCUUUUGUAAAAAACCACCAAGCCCAGAAUUGUUAGAAAAGGUGCAAGAACAGUGCCUCAUGGCGUGCGUAGUGCCCUGCGUGCCCACCGACAUGACCGCCCUCAUGGGUGAUUGCGACAUAGAUGUAGGUGGCAUGGAAAUCAGCAUGGACAUGUUUUGCGAUAAGAAAAAACAGAAACUGGGCAAGUCGUGUGCGUCGGCUAUGUUUAAGAAGAAUAAGAAUAAAUACAUGAAUUUGUUUAACAAACAAAUUCAUUUGGAUUGUUAUGCGAGAAUCAAGAAAGAAUUGGGUAUUAAUUAA
Medioppia subpectinata is the source of this 1512-nucleotide messenger RNA. The record is from the annotation of a GenBank genome assembly. NCBI's taxonomy places the organism in Eukaryota, Metazoa, Arthropoda, Arachnida, Sarcoptiformes, Oppiidae.